Molecule: messenger RNA, 7005 nt
Organism: Hippocampus zosterae (dwarf seahorse)
Lineage: Eukaryota; Metazoa; Chordata; Actinopteri; Syngnathiformes; Syngnathidae
Gene: myocd
Product: myocardin
Exons: 13
Coding region: 546-3491 (981 amino acids)
Biological process (GO): cardiac muscle cell differentiation; smooth muscle cell differentiation
Source: RefSeq, a predicted model, not a curated record
AAGCUGAGCUUUUUCGAUACGACUCUCCCUCUUCUGUCCCCUUCAAUAACACACAGCAGGGCUGAUAGGCAGAUAUAUUUACACCGGUAUCAUGGGAGGAAGAAGUCAUCAGCCAAACCCCCGUCCAGCCUCCGGCUCCUACGGGCGGGUCUGCGGCGCAACCCCCAGACCGCCUAGCCCCUCCCCAAGCGGGGCAUAUCUCUGUAUGCUUCGCCUGGCUCCCAACUCAGAGCUCUCAGCUUAGAUGGGACCAAAUCCUCGGCGAGACUCGCACCACUUCCACAUCAAGCCCCCCCCCCCGGAGGGAGACAAGGGGAGCACCCGGAGAUCCGCUCGCUAGUGUCAACACCGGCGACUGAGAGAAGCUCUGUUCUUAAUUUGUCUCGUUGGUUCAAUAUUGGCAAAGAUCUGUAGAUGAGGUAGGCACGGUUUGCUCCAACUCAUCUCAGUCUUGGGGUCCAGAAGACGCCAAGGCCGCCGGAGGCCCAGGUGCGCAUGACUGUAUCUCGCAACUUUUGAAGCCUGGAACUGUACUCCAAAGCAUUAUGACUCUUCUGGGCUCUGAACACUCCGUACUGAUACGAAGCAAGUUUAGAUCAGUGCUACAGUUAAGACUUCAGCAGAGGAGGACACGAGAGCAGCUGGCAGACCAAGGCAUCAUGCCUCACUCAGCCUCAGUCAGGUUCUCACUGGAGGACCAACUGAGGGUAAAGCGAGGCCGCCUCGCAGAGGAACUCAAUGAGAAGCUGGCUCUCAGGCCGGGGCCCCUGGAGCUGGUCCAAAAGAAUAUCAUUCCGCUAGACUCUGCCCUCACCAUGACAGUAAACCAUGGCAAGUUCCCCAAGCAAGAGGACUCGUACGCCUUUGAAGAGGACAGCAGCAGUGAGAGUUUGUCUCCCGAAAAUCAUCACAGCGACGAGUCUCAGGGCUCGGCCUGCCCUUCGUCGGAGGCGGUCGGCAGCAUGCAGUCCUCCUCCUCCUCUCCUGCACUCGCCGGCGCGCAGCAGGAAGGCACAACCAGAGACCCGUCGGACCAAAGCCAGGACGAAGGACUAUCUGGAGUUUGCAACAACCAUGCCAACCCGCCACUGGCAGUUCCCGCUAUUGUCAAGUCCAAGACAUCAGACAAGAACCGCCAUAAGAAGCCCAAAGACAUGAAGCCGAAAGUGAAAAAGCUCAAAUACCACCAGUAUAUACCGCCGGACCAGAAGGCUGAUAAGUCGCCUCCACCUAUGGACUCGGCGUACGCCCGACUACUCCAGCAGCAGCAGCUGUUCCUACAGCUGCAGAUCCUCAGCCAGCAGAAACAUGCUCAAACUCACUCCCAGUCUCAGCAGCACACACACACAGGACAGAUGCCGAGCCAGUCUCAACAACGGCAGCCUGCCUUCAGUUAUCAGCCGCACUCGCAGACGCAGAUGCAGAAAGGGUCCGGCGAGCAGCUGUCAGUUUGUACAGCCAGUGGUCCAUCGAACGCUGGAGACGGCUGCUCUUCCUCACCGAUCAAGACCACAUAUCCCAACCAAAACAACAUCUCCCCCGUAAAGCCAGGACCCCUGCCAUCCAAUUUGGAUGACCUAAAAGUAUCAGAGCUCCGACAGCACCUGCGUAUCCGUGGAUUGCCCGUGUCAGGUACCAAGACGGCUCUUAUUGAACGACUCCGGCCCUUCAAGGACUCCAAUUCCGGCUCAUCUCCAUCGGGCUCCUCUGAUGUCACCACCUUGACCUUCCCGGUGACUCCGACAGGCUCUCUCUCUUCUUACCAGUCUCCAUCCUCUUCCCUAUCGCAAGGAGGCUAUUACCCUUAUCCCAGCACCUCUUCUACCCCGCCAAUCUCACCAGCGUCUUCGGAGCAUUCCCUCAGUGGUUCCCUCCCAGACAGUUUCAGCGAUGUGCCCAUGUCCUCUCCGCCGCAGUUUGCUCUGCAGGCAUCUCCGGGCCAGCUUGGCGCAGAUGAUGCGCUGGGAGCGGGUGGAUCGCGAGCAGGAGAGGGUGGAGGGAUGGAUGGCAUGGACGCAGAAAAAGACAAAAUGCUGGUCGAAAAGCAAAAAGUGAUUGAAGAGCUGACAUGGAAGCUACACCAGGAGCAAAGACAGGUUGAGGAGCUCAAGAUGCAACUUCACAAGAGAAAACGCUGCUAUGGAGCAACCGUCACUCCAUCUCAGCCCCAUAAUCUGUCCAUGCAUAAUCCGACCCCAUCGAUGAUGGGCCAUCACCCAUACGAGGUGAACAUCAAAAAAGAGCCGAUGUCAUUGUCCUCAAGCUGUCCGCUCUCCUCACCCAAACAUAUCAAGAGCUCCCCGGGGAACUGCAUGGAGGACAUGGGACAAUGCAACGCUAUGCUCCCAAAUAUGGGGGGCGAUUGCGGGCCACACUGUAUGAACGCCACCCCUUCCUCAGCCAGCCCGUCCACCAUGACUGCUUUCCGCAGUCCGCAGUGCUCACCGCAAGACUCACCCAUCGGAAAGCCUUCCGGAAGCCCCCAGCCAUCAUCACCAAGCAACCCUUACAUGCUAUCACCUCCAGUGGGGAGGGACGGCUGCAGUCACCCCGCAACCCAUUGCGGCGCCAGAGGAUGCAUUAUGCAGGUACCUCACAAGGGUGGUUGUCAACCCAUCAACUGUUCUUAUCCUACCGACCAAAGAGGCCUUCAGGGAGUUUAUUCCAAUAUAUCAGAUUAUAGCCUCACUCACAAUGGCUCAGCCAAGCCUGUCAACCCAAAUAUGCAACCAAAGAUGUCAUUUUUGCCCCCUCCUCGUCACGUUGGCCAAAAGUGCCAAGUCUCCUUCAAUAGCUCACAUUCGUCUGACUUAAGCCAGCCCCCAUGCUAUGAGGAUGCAGUCAUGCAGCAACUGACCAGAAGUCAGCAGAUGGAUGAACUUUUGGAUGUCCUCAUAGAAAGUGGCGAGAUGCCAGCUAACGCCGGAGAAGAGAAGGAGAGGUCCUCUGUAACCAAAGUCUUGCCUCACAUUACUGUGUUCCCAGGGUACCCCAGCCUACUCGUCCCAAGGCUCCACCGCCACUACGAGCACCACUCACCCACACAGCUUCAUUUUGACCACCUGGACACUCUACUGGGUCCAAUGAGCAGGGGAGGUGAGGCAACCUCUGUUAAGAUGGUCACAGAUGAGAGGCACCAAGAAGACGAGGGAAACCGAGACAGCGAAGGAUACAGCAGCCCUCAUAAUCACCAGCGCCAUCCUCACCACCCCCAACAGGAGAAAGUCGGGGCCAACAGAGAUCUGCUGGACACGCCUCUUUCACCCCUCAACAAAGUGUCUGCUAUCCCCGAAGUGCAGGGGAUGGUCAGCAUGGCUUUCAGUGAAACCCCGUGGGAGACGAUGGAGUGGCUGGACCUGACGCCACCAACCUCAACCGCUGCCUUCAAUGUCCCAACGCCCAUCGUGCCCAGCAUUUUCAAUGCAGAGUUCUUGGAUGUCACUGACAUGAAUUUAAACUCUGCUAUGGACCUUCAACUGGAGCACUGGUGAAUACAGACGAGCCAAAGGCCAAGACACCAGCUUUUUUUUUUGUAACUGUACAGAUCACAAGAACCAGCUACGGCAUUUUAGCGAAGAAAAUCAUCGAACUCCGAAGAGCCAAGGCCCCUCCAAUCUUGAUUCAGGCCAAUCCUGACUCGUCGCCAAAACGGACGUUAUCAUGAUGCACCUUAUGUGUAUAAGCUGCGGCAUUCAGAUCAAUUCAUUAUUUAAGGAAAUUUCUCAAACACACGAUCGUGCCUGUUGAAAAAAAAACAUAUGCAAGUUUUAGACGUUGUCCCUCGGACCACCGUUAUUCAAAGUUUUACGGAAAUUGGUCAAGUAGUUUUUUUGCGGAUGUAUUAUUAUUUUUUUUUUUUGUGGAGCAAUCACAUUCGAAACUCAAUGACAGUUUUUGUAUAAAGGAGUCUUUGAGAAAAAAACCCCAUCUAGUAUACAAACAGUAAUAGAGUCAUAGAUUUAACACAGUAAAGUUCUCUGAAGAGACAGUUGAAAACACUGGUUUGUGUUUUUCCAGACGAGUUGUCGAUACCAGUUUCAAAACUGUAUUUUUUCAAUAUUCAGUCAUCCCUGAAAAAGCGAAUUCCCGGUGAAUAUGAAUGAAAUAUUCUUCAGACAAUUACAGGUACCAUAAAGCUUUAUCAUAUACAACUUAGAAAAUGUUAAACGUGUUAACAGCAUCACUACUCGAAGCCUGUUUUCUAUUUUUUAAGUUUUGGGGCCUAUGUUUGUGUAACUUCAGUCUUUGAAUGUAAAUAUGAACAAAACUCACUGUGCACCUUUAGUAUGUAUGUUUUAUGUAUCACCAAUAAGUGAUAUCUUAUUUGAUCCACUUUGCUUUGUGGUAUUAAUACAAAUAUGCAUAAAAAGUCUGCACACCCAUGUUGAAAUACCAGUUUUUUGGUGAAAGAAAAAAAUUUGAACAAAAUCACUGAAUGUGUCCUAUAUCCUAUACUGCCCUAUUUAAAAAAAUGAAAUAAAAUAUUUUUCAAUAGGGAAUUAAAAAUAACUGAGAUAAUAUUGCUGCACAAGUGUGCACACCCUAAUAUAACUGGGGAUGUCGCUUUAUUUUUUUCAGAAUCUACCGAUCACAUUUUAAUUUAUAAUAAAUGGGAUCAAGAAUAUACCUGCCACCAUUUAAAAUAACUUUCAAUAAAUGUAAAUAAAUUUCAGCUGUUCAAAUCACCUUUCUGUGAUACAAAGUAUUUUUUCUUUUUGUUUUUGAUUGAUAUGUUGUACAUAUAAAUACAAAAAAAAGAUGUCAAACAUAAAUCAAAAGAAAAAAAUCCUCAAUACAUACUUUUAAUUCAAUGCAGUUUAGAUGCUCAUUUAUUAGGGGGGGGUGUUCACUUGUGCAACCACAUUUUCUCAGCUCAUGAAAAGAUGUCAAUGUGCUUUUCAAAUGGGUUGUAAAAAUCAUAGGGCACAGUAACUCCCAAAAAAUACGUCAUAUUUUUUUCUUGGUCUCAAUUUUUUUUUUAUAUCACAAAAACCUUUAAACGGACGUGUCAACUUUUUUACAUGCUCAUGUGUACAGAUGCCAGCAUUCUUUGGAGGGACCCUUUCAACUCUUUAAACUUGUUUCAUUGUUAAAAAUAUGUAUCCUUGAGUGAUAUUUUAUUAAAAACAAAAUGCCUUUGAUUUUUUUUAAUUGUUUAAUUUUAAUCUAUUUUAAGCAGCAGAAAUUGUGCAUGUAACUAUCAUUUCUGCUUCCAUGCAAACAUUUAAAACAAUGUCAGAUCAAUUUCAUUGUAACCUUCAUUUUUCUAACAAAUAUUUUUUAUCCUAAAAUGUUCACCCCUUACAACUCCAAGCCAGCCACAGUUAUUUAUUUUUCAUAAUAUUUGUACCCUUACUUGUAUUUAUACCGGCAUUCCUUUCUAUAGAGAUUGCCCCCCAUUUUGGAUUGAAUAGCAAAGCCCAGUGUUGCCAUUUGACCACAGACGUUCAUCUUUUAAAACGUGACGCAAACUGCAAUACCCACUUCAUAAUUAAUCGUUUUCAUAAAUCAUUUUCCCAUCACAAAUUUACUAGCACUUGUGAAUAAUAAAUGUGAUAUAUAAGUGUACCUGUAAACAGACUUCUACUGUGAAUACUGCCUGAUGGCUUUUACGACGGGGGUGCCCCAAAAAGCAAAUCCACUUUGUUGCACAUGCAAAUAGAACGCGUUUGACAGCUCUUUGCUUUCUUGCAGGAAAUGAGUCUGCUCAGAUGCAAGACUGCAUCAUGUUCUCUGCAAACAUUGAUCACCAAUUUGUUGUCGCAUCGGUCAUGGUUAUAUACAACAUUUUUAUAAAAGCAGAACAUGUCCCUGCUCCAAAGAAAGAUAAAUGGAUUCACACAGAUCAUUCGCUUCUUGGCAUUUUUUUAGGAACCGUGACAAUAUGUACACCUGAUUAACAUUUUUUUUCUUUUUACGUAAAACAGUCAUUGGGUGGAAAAGGGUUUAUUGGAGAUAAGUAUAUAAAGAAAUGGAAAUCAAUCAUCCUUGUGCACGGUACUUCGGUUUUAUAAUGUUUAAAGGGACCCUGACAUGAAUUUUGCAGCGACGACAAGCGACUAAGGCUAAAUCAAAAUAUUUUCGCGAUUUUCCGCCUCAUUUUAGAAUUACAGAUACCACUUGAACGGUCUACUGUUAGGCUGGCACUAACAAGCGGAUUUGGGUGAGCGUGGUCAAGGAUCGCACGACUCCACAUGCUGGUUUUCAUACCGAAUCUUUCACGUCGGCGCUUCUCUGUACCUGCACAGUUGAUUGUGGGUGAUAGCGGAGUUCGUGCUGAGUUUGAGUGACGUAUAAAACGCGCGCUUGAUGACGUACACCUGAAAAAGUGUGAUUAGUGACGUAUUACUGAUGCGCCCAUUUCAUAUUGCUGGUUGGUCGAUGUUGACACAAACACGGGUCGUUUUUCUCACAACUUUGGGUACUUAGUCAGGCUGGGCAAUGAAUAUUUAUGAUUAAAAAAAAUAUUAGCUUCAUGAAGCAGUUGUGAACAUCGAAAUAGCAAGCCCAAUGUUGAACAGAGUGUGCCAUCUAGAGGAGUCAAAAAAUACAACUGGUUAAUGAAGGAAAUGUGAAGCUAGUUUCCCACCACUACAUACAAUACUUGACAUACCAAAACAUAUAUUGAUAUUUAAUAUAGGUCAAAACAGCAAUUAGGUCCUGGAAUCAUUCCCCAUCGUUUCACAACCUUACGGUCAAUAUCAAGGAGUAUUUGAGCUAUUCUGGGAACUCUUAUUUUUAGCCUUCUGUAUAUUAUGAUGUGUUUACCUUGCAUCCUUGCAACCGUGGAAUCUGUUUUUGGGGGGAUUUAUUUAGCAAUAAUUUUCCCUGCCCAUGACAAAAUUUGUGAAAAAAAUAAAUAAAAAGAACAAGGAAGAAGAUAGUACAUGCCUGACAGAAGCUGCAAUGUUGCUUAGCCACUGACUUCCUUAACAUUGUUUUUUUUUAAUUCAUGCAUUCCUGUACACGACAGUAAAACGGCAAUAAAUUCACCACAGCAAAAUA